Messenger RNA from Ipomoea nil (Japanese morning glory), 693 nucleotides. RefSeq lists its product as uncharacterized. The coding region runs from base 1 to 693 and encodes 230 amino acids. Lineage: Eukaryota; Viridiplantae; Streptophyta; Magnoliopsida; Solanales; Convolvulaceae. The record is from RefSeq and is a predicted model, not a curated record. The transcript has 3 exons.
AUGGCUGGAGCAACUCAUCCUGGCACCCAAACACAAAUUAAUGUUCCAAUCCUUAAUGAAGAUAACCACAAAGAAUGGAAAGAUGCUAUUCUCUUGCAAUUAAGAUUAUUAGAGUUGGAUUACGCUGUUCUCAAUGAGGAACCCCCUGAGGUUACUGAAGAAAGCACUGGCGAAGCCAAGCAGCUUUGCGCACAAGGGGAGAAAUCCAAUGGAUUUUGUGUGCUCUUCAUUAAGUCAAGAAUUUCUAGAAAAAUUUGUUUUUGCUUUGAGGACAUUAAGAAAGCGAAACCCUUGCUCAAAGCUAUCGAUGAUAACUUCAUUGAAUCAAAGAAAGUUUUGGCAAUGACUCUAAUCAUGAAGUUGAGAAAUUUGCGUCUUUCCACUGUCAAGGGAACGCGUGAACACAUUAUGCAACUCAAGGAUAUUGCGGCUCAAUUAAAGGAGUUGGAAAUCAUUCUACCAAAUGAUUAUUUGGUGUUUUUUGCACUUGAUACCCUUCCUCAAGAGUACAAUCCUUUUAAGAUUUUCUACAUCACACAUAAAGAGGACUGGUCUAUCAAUGAGUUGAUAACCAUGUGUGCAAUGGAGGAACAAAGGCUUAGCUUGUGGCUAAGCUUGGAUAGAGAAAAGGCUGUAAAGCAAAUAACAUUUGGUCUGUCCCAAUGCAAAAGGCCCCGGCAUCAAGCUGGGUAA